Kickxella alabastrina is the source of this 1281-nucleotide messenger RNA. RefSeq lists its product as uncharacterized. The record is from RefSeq and is a predicted model, not a curated record. Gene Ontology annotation, biological process: tRNA wobble position uridine thiolation. NCBI's taxonomy places the organism in Eukaryota, Fungi, Kickxellomycota, Kickxellomycetes, Kickxellales, Kickxellaceae. Gene Ontology annotation, molecular function: URM1 activating enzyme activity; thiosulfate-cyanide sulfurtransferase activity; adenylyltransferase activity. Bases 1 to 1209 code for a protein of 402 amino acids. The transcript is spliced from 3 exons. Gene Ontology annotation, cellular component: cytoplasm; cytosol.
AUGGAUCGCAAGAACAAAAUAGACAAAAUACACGCCGAGCUGAUGGCGCUAGAGGCAGAGGGCUCAAGAAAUGUACACGCGAGCAACAAUGAGGAGGAAGACAAUAAGCGAUUCACAAACGAAGAGAUACGUCGAACAGGCGGCCUGGGGUCUCCUUGCGCGCUGUAUCUGGCUUCUAUGGGAAUUGGCCGCUUAGGGCUGGCUGACCACGAUACCGUGGACCAGAGCAACCUUCACAGACAAGUCAUCCAUACUGAGGCCGCCUGUGGAAUGCCAAAGGUAGUCUCGGCACUCACAGGUUUGUCCCGACUCAACUCGAUGUGCAAAGUGCGCGCAUACGACGUGCUGCUUGACAGCACAAAUGCCAAGGACAUCAUGCGUGGCUACGACGUUGUGGUGGAUGCGACAGACAACGCGGCGACACGAUACUUGAUCAAUGACGCCUGUGUGAUGCUGGGAAUUCCGCUGGUUUCUGGAAGCGCCGUUCGGCUCGACGGCCAGCUGACUGUGUACAAUUACAACGGUGGGCCAUGCUAUCGCUGCCUGUUUCCGACACCCCCGCCGCCCGAUUCCACAGCAAACUGCUCAGAGACCGGUGUGCUGGGCGUGGUUCCGGGAAUCAUCGGCUGCCUGCAGGCCAUGGAGGCAGUUAAAGUGCUCACUGGCCGCAAGAAGGAAGAGGCGCCAAACUUGCUGAUAUUCUCUUACAGAUCCCAGCCGCACUUCCGCUCGAUCAAACUGCGCUCACGGAAGCCUACGUGCGCUGUUUGCGGCGACAUGCCGACAGUGACCGAGCUGGUCGACUAUGCGGCAUUCUGUGGGGCCGGUCCCAAUGACAACGCGCCGGAGUGGAGCAUAUUGAGCGACCCUGGUCAACGCAUAUCGUGCAAGGAGUACAGCCAGCUGCUCACAGACUCCAGUAGGCAUCUUUUGCUGGAUGUUCGCGAUGAGGUGCAGUUUGAGAUCUGCAGCUUGCCCAACUCGCUCAAUAUACCGAUGGACCAGUUUGACCAGCGCCGAGAGGAGUUGGAGAAGGUUGUGAAUGACCUUGGCGGCGCGCCCAUCUACACAUUGUGUCGCCGCGGAAAUCUCUCGCAAUUGGCUGUUCAGUACAUCCGUGAUAACCUUGGCUACAAAGAGUGCUACGAUAUCGCCAAGGGUCUUAUCGGUUGGCAGAGCGACGUGGAUCCGGACUUCCCCGCAUACUGACAGACAUACUGCUUGCGAUCGAGCAGCUUUGCUGGUUCUCUGAACUUUCCUGAGUGUAUGCGAAAAAAUAGA